AUGGAUAAGAAAGCUACAGCGCUUCUUAAAGUGAUUUACCUCGAAAUGUUCGGUUACGAUAUGUCUUGGGUAUCUUUUCAUGUCCUGGAGGUCAUGUCAUCUGCAAGAUACCUUCAAAAACGAGCAGGCUACCUUGGCGCGGUUCAAAGCUUCAGAUCUGACACGGAGGUCUUGAUGCUGGCUACAAAUUUACUGAAGAAGGAUUUAACAUCAUCAAAUAUUUCGAGCAUGUCCCUUGCGGUUGCCGCGUUGCCGCACAUAAUCACGCCUUCACUUGCCAUGUCGUUGCUUCCAGACAUCUUGUCUCGCCUCUCACAUUCGCGUGCUGUGAUUCGCAAGAAGGCAAUUGUUUGCCUCUACAGAUUUGCUCUAGUGUAUCCCGAGGCACUCAAGUUAGCAUGGCCCAAACUCAAAGAGCGCCUGAUGGAUGACGAGGAGGAGUGCAGUGUGACCACAGCUGUAAUCAACGUUAUAUGUGAGCUUGGGUGGAGACGGCCCCAAGACUUUCUCCCACUGGCACCGAGGCUAUUCGAUCUCUUGGUAGAUGGAGGCAAUAACUGGAUGGCUAUAAAGAUUAUAAAAUUGUUUGCAACUUUGACGCCUUUGGAGCCCAGACUGAUUCGAAAGCUUAACCGGCCACUUAUGAAGAUAAUACAAACCACGACUGCGAUGUCCCUGCUAUACGAGUGUAUAAAUGGCAUCAUUCAAGGCGGAAUACUUGAUGGUGAUGAGACAUCUGAAAGGGACGAAAUUGCAAGGCUUUGUGUUGGUAAGCUUCGCGGGAUGAUCGUGGCUGAUUCGGACCCAAAUCUCAAAUAUGUUGGGUUACUCGCAUUCAACCGAAUUGUUUCAUCUCAUCCCGGCCUGGUAUCAGUGCACUAUGAUGUCAUUAUGGAUUGUUUGGAAGACGCGGACGUAUCGAUUCGUCUUCAGGCUCUAGAUCUUGUAGCCAAACUGGUUAAUUCUGAAACGCUUCAAUUUGUUGUCAACCGAUUGGUAAAACAACUCCAAAGUGAUGAGGCGAAUCUCCAAGACUCGAAAUAUGCCAAAGAACCCGAAAGCUCAAGAAUUCAGCCAGCGCCGAGUGCCUUGCCUGACAACUACAGGGUGAAGGUGAUGCAUCAGAUCCUGGACAUUUGCUGUUUCAACAAUUAUUCGGAGCUGCCUGAUUUUGUAUGGUACGUGGAUCUUUUGGUACAAUUGAUGAAACUUCUUCCUCGGCAAAUUGGAGACCUCCGCGUUGAGCAGUCAGCUUCUCAGCUCGCUGCGGAUCAGACAGGACUCGAUAUUGCGGUUCGAAUCGGCACAGAAAUACAAAACAUUGCCGUGAGAGUGAAAGGUGUUCGGACAGAGGCAACAAGAGCGGCGGAAUGUCUAAUUCUUGUCGAGACAAGGCGCAUAUUGUUCAUCAAUUCAUAUGGCAACCACCUUGCCCUUGGUCCUAUUGCCUGGGUAGUCGGUGAAUACUCGGAUUGUCUCUCUUCGCCUAGUCAAACAUUACGGUCAUUGAUCGACACCUCAAAUAUGUCCUUGCCAGCUAAGACCUUGUCAUUUUUUAUCCAAGCGAUUCCAAAGGUGCUCGUCAGGUUGAUUCAUGAUACAAAAAAGACCUGGAGUACAAUAUGGAAGGGCGAGACGUCGCUUCUAUUGUCCAAAAUUACUGAAUUUUUCGAACAUCUGGCAGUUCAUCCAGAUUUGGAUGUGCAGGAGAGGGCUAUAGAAUUCCUUGAACUUAUGCGCCUUGCAGCCGAUGCUCUGCCGACAGGAAGUCACUCUUCGGAUGCAAUGCCGUUUUUGCUGUCGUCCAUAAUGCCCGGUCUAUUCUGCGGCCUGGAAUUAAACCCGGUUGCUUUCGGUGCCCUGAGGAAAGUUCCUCGGCCGGAACAUCUUGUUCUAGGCGAACUCUACAACCCACAACUUUGGGGUAUCCUGGGCGAUGACUCGGACUGUCUGUUCAAGAAGGGUAGUCAGCAUGCGUGCCAAGAAUUCUACCACGUUCGUGACACGUUCACCACUCACAACUACCCUGCCCAAUUUGUCACCUUUGGUGCACAUCUAAACAGACCACAUGGUCCUCUUGAUCAUUCAGACGAAACUCCCACCACAUCCGGCGAACGGAGGGCCGAGCGUAGAGAACGCAAUAAGGAAGAUCCUUUCUACAUUCUCGCCGAAGAGAUUACACGUGGCACAGGCUCUCGAGACGGCGGCGUUUCCCAAGAUCGCGAUUUCGAUAUCGAUUCAAUCCCUAUAGUUGAUCUCGAUAUAAGCAACCUCGAAAGUCCGCAGGCCGCUUCACUGCAUGCUGGCGUGCAAUUCAGCACCGGUUUGCGGUCCAGGAAGCACGAUGUCGCUGUUGACGAAACAAUCGGAUACGAAGACUCUACGACCCUGAGGAAUACCGAAGAGCAUGUAAAGGCCAAGAAGUCUUUGCUGCAAAUUGACUCUAGUGGCCUCGGCCAUUUCCCAUUAGGAAGCAGAGGUAUCUCCCUUACGACAUCCGCGAACAGGGUGGUUGAUAUGGAGAAUGAUAUGGAGAUAAGCAGAGCCGUGCAGGAGGUGGAGAGAUUGAGGCUAGAGAUGCAGCGUGCAUCAGAGCGGAUUCACCCUCAAGGCAUCCCUCUCGAAGGUACGCCGGUCAAAAGGAAGAAAAAGCUCAACAAGAAGAGCCGUACACCGAAGCGAACUCCUCGCGUGCGACAUGAUUUCGAGGACCAGAAGGGGGGCAGUACCAUCGAUAGCUGA
Aspergillus clavatus NRRL 1 is the source of this 2742-nucleotide messenger RNA. Its product is annotated as putative AP-3 complex subunit delta. Gene Ontology annotation, biological process: Golgi to vacuole transport; protein targeting to vacuole. The transcript is spliced from 5 exons. NCBI's taxonomy places the organism in Eukaryota, Fungi, Ascomycota, Eurotiomycetes, Eurotiales, Aspergillaceae. Bases 1 to 2742 code for a protein of 913 amino acids. Gene Ontology annotation, cellular component: AP-3 adaptor complex; endosome membrane; membrane coat. The record is from RefSeq and is a predicted model, not a curated record.